Molecule: messenger RNA, 7018 nt
Organism: Cherax quadricarinatus
Lineage: Eukaryota; Metazoa; Arthropoda; Malacostraca; Decapoda; Parastacidae
Source: RefSeq, a predicted model, not a curated record
CGGCUCUAUACUACUACAACAACAAUAGUUCCAAAGUUUCUGUUGUAUUCAUACAGUCGCGUGUAUUGUAUUCUCAAGUAUGACUUCAACCACUCGUGCCGCCCCGAGGGUCCAGGUUCUGAAUCUUCCAGAGGAAGAGAGCGACGAGUUGAAGAUCACACCGCUAGGCUCUGGCCAAGAAGUUGGACGAUCAUGUCACUUCUUGGAAUUCAAGGGCAAAAAAGUUUUGUUGGACUUUGGCAUCCAUCCUGCCCUGACUGGAAUGAGUGCCUUGCCUUUCGUCGACCACAUUGAUCCUGAGCAAAUAGAUCUUAUGUUGGUAUCGCACUUCCACCUGGACCACGCUGGAGGCUUGCCCUGGUUCUUGAUGAGAACACGUUUCAAAGGACGUUGCUUCAUGACUCAUCCAACAAAAGCCAUUUACAAAUGGCUUCUUUCUGAUUACAUUAAAGUUAGUAACAUUGCUACUGAGCACAUGUUGUACUCUGAGAGCGAUCUUGAAGCUUCUCUCAACAAGAUUAAUGUGAUCAACUUUCACGAAGAAAAGGAGGUUCAUGGUAUCAAGUUCUGGUGCUACCACGCAGGACAUGUGCUUGGUGCUGCUAUGUUCAUGAUCCAGAUUGCUGGUGUAAAGAUACUCUACACUGGUGAUUUUUCAAGGCAAGAAGACCGUCACUUAAUGAUGGCAGAAAUACCCCAGAUUCGGCCAGAUGUUUUGAUGAUUGAAUCAACAUAUGGUGUAAGCAUUCACGAGCCUCGUGAAAGUCGAGAAUCUCGUUUCACCACAACAGUUCAUACGAUCGUGGGUCGUGGUGGCCGUUGUCUAAUACCUGUGUUUGCUCUUGGACGAGCACAGGAACUCCUCUUAAUUUUAGAUGAGUACUGGCAGCAGCACCCUGAGUUACACGAGGUACCCAUCUACUAUGCAUCAGCCUUGGCCAAGAAGUGUAUGAGUGUGUAUCAGACAUACACACAUGCCAUGAAUGAAAGAAUUCAGCGACAAAUUUCUAUUUGUAACCCCUUUCAAUUCAAGCAUAUUUCAAACCUGAAGGGUAUGGACCAGUUUGAGGAUAUUGGGCCAUGUGUCAUUAUGGCUUCACCAGGUAUGAUGCAGAGUGGGCUCUCCCGGGAACUCUUUGAAAUGUGGUGCCCCGAUCCUAAGAACGGUGUCAUUAUUGCUGGUUACUGUGUGGAGGGCACAUUAGCUAAAGAGAUUUUGAAAGAGCCAGAAGAAGUCACCACAAUGUCGGGCCAGAGACUUCCAAUGAAGUGUUCAGUUGAAUACAUAUCGUUCUCUGCUCACACCGACUUUGAGCAAACUUCUCACUUUAUCCGGACUAUUCGACCUCCAAAUGUGGUUUUAGUUCAUGGAGAAAUGACAGAGAUGUCUCGCCUGAAAGCUGCCUUAGAGCGAGAAUACGAAGGUAGCGAUGAAAAUCCUGUUAAGGUGUACAACCCAAAGAAUCUUGAGACUAUUACUUUCCACUUCAGGGGUGAGAAGAUGGCCAAGGUCAUGGGAGAAUUGGCUAUACACAAACCGAAGGAAAACGAUGUUGUUUCCGGUAUUAUGGUUAAACGCAAUUUCAACUGUCAUAUUAUUUCCCCCAAAGAGUUAGUCAAAUACAGUGAUCUGUCAGUUUCUACCAUUAGCCAGAGGACCAGUAUCCACUAUACUGGAUCGUGGCAGCUGCUGCAUUACCUCUUGGCCUCCAUGUACGGCAGUGUGGAAGUCAUCCUCUCAGACAACUCUGAAAAUAAAAGUCUUCGAAUAUUUGAUACAAUUACCAUAGUGGAGGAGCCACCCGUUGUGGUGUUAGAAUGGGUCGCUUCUCCAACAAAUGAUAUGUAUGCUGAUGCUGUGAUGAAGGUGAUUCUUAAGGCCCAAGAGUUAGAUAGUAACGCUGUCUCCAUACCAGCAGUGACGAGUGCAACAUUUGACAAGAUGCAUUACAAGGAGUGCUUGAUAGAAUUAUUCCAAGAAAUGUUUGGAGAAGACUCUGUGCCCAAGUUGUUUAAGGGAGAGAAGCUCUAUGUGACUGUCAACAAUAUCAAGGCCAACAUUGAUCUAACCUCAUUGGAGGUCACAUGUGAAAACGAGAAGCUACAGAGGAUAGUACAGACAGCUGUAACAAAACUGUACGAAUCCUUAGCACCAGUGACGUUAGGUAUAAAGUAACAGUGAAAAAAGAUGAGUAUGAACUGUUUUCAUAGUGUAUUUGGAAAAAAAAAAAAAAUUUAAGUAUGAAUACAUUAAAUAAUCACACACAUUCUUUGUAUUUUAUAUUGAUGAACAAUUCAAAGUUUUGACAAAUUUGUCUUCAGUUGUACAGAUUAAGAAAUUUAUAAAAUGUGUAAAAAGUUGUCUUAAUUGGGUUAAAAUUUUCAAAAUGUUCCUAGUUGAGUCAUUAAGUUCACAGUGAUGAGUACAAGAACAUUUGGAAAUUUUACAUAAACUGAAACAUGUUUUUUGAUGUAUUCUUGGUUAGAUCUUUAUGAAGUCAUAUGCAGGAAAAGAUGGAGAGGAUAUUUUAAUGUUGAAUGUUAGUGAUAAAGAACUAGGCAGAUGCAACAUCAUCUUAAUUUGUAGACAUUUUGCCAUCCAGUGGCUUUAUCAAUACAAGGACAUAAUGUGAAGAAUGUAGAAUUUUAGACAAGAGAUGAGGUAAUCAGUCCCUCGGAGUUGGUGAAGAGCACCAUAAUCUUGAAGAAUCUGAAGCAUUCUUCAGAGUCUUCAAUACUAUGAUGCUCUUCACCCACUCCGAGGCCGAAGGACAGAUUACCUCGCCUUUUGUAUAUAAUUCUACAUUCUUUACAUUAUGUCCUUGUAGUGAUAAUGCCACUGGAUGGCAAAAAUGUCUACAAAUUAAGAUACCCAGAUGUUGCAUAUGUCUAAUUCUUCAUCUUGUCAGUACUGUAUACCAUUCAUGUACAGAAUUAGUGGUGAAUGGGAGGCAGGGAUUUCAUGUGUUGGGCAAUGAUGUCUAGGACCGUAUAGGAGCCUGCGGUGGAUAUGGAAAUAGUGCACAAGACAGUGGGUGGAAUGAAAGAGUGUAGUAACUGGGGCAAAUGUUAAAAACAGGUGGUUAUACAUUGUUCAAGUGGUAGAUGUAUUUGGUCACUAUAUGCAUGAAAGACUGGAAGAUACAUAGGGAUUAUCAGAGAGCAUAGCUCCUUGUAUGAGGGAUAAUGGGACAAGAGAGAAUGUAAGAAUUACAAGGGAACGAGUAUAUUGGGUGGAGUGUAUGAUAGAAUUAUUAUUGAAAGGGUUACAGUAAGACAAAGUAGACUUGCAGAGACACGGAGGAUUUAGGAAGGGUAAGAAAGGUGUAGGCCAUUGUUUAUGCAUAUAUGUGAACAGUACUUAGGUAAUUGUAAAAAGCUGUUAGUUACAUUUAUGGAUUUAGAAAAGAAUUGUGAUAGAAUGAACAGGAGAGACUUUAAGCAGAAGUUGGAAAUAUUUGGAAUAGGUGGUAGGUUACUAAGAUCAGUCAAGAGUGAGGCUCUGGUUAGGAUACAUAGGAGGGAAGGAGACCAUUUCCCAGUGAAAGUAGGAUAUCAACAUGGUUAUUUAGCAUAUUUAUAGAUGGGGUUGUAAAAAAAAAGUGAAUGCAAGGGUGUUCGGGAGGUGUUGCAUCUGAUACGAAGUGGGAAUUGUUCUUAACCGAUGACAGUUCUUUUGGUUGAUUGUGAAGAAAAGUUGCAAAGGUUGGUGGAUGAAUUGAAGAGGAUAUGUAAAAGGAAGAAAUUAAGUGAACAGAAAAGAGCAAAGUGAUGCGGGGUAAUAAAAGGUCCCAUCACCUUGCUCUUUUUAUGUUCAUUUAUAAUCUCUUGUUUUUAUAUACCUUCCCAAAUUCCUCCAUCAACCUAUGCAACUUUUCUUCAGAAUUUCCCAAAAGAUACAUGUCAUCAGCAGAGAGCAAUCUAUGACAACUCCCACUUUGUGUCAGAUUUGUUGUCCUUUAAUCCUACACCUUAUCAUUUACUUUUAAAAUCCCAUCUAUAAAUAUGUUAACCAUGGCAACAUGCAUCCCUGUCUAAGGGUUACUUUUACUUGAAAAUAACCCCCUCUCUCCUAAAUACCCUAACACGAGCUUCACUAUCCAAAAAACCCUUUUACUGCUUUUAGUAACCUACUACUUACUCUGUACACUUGCAUAAUCUGUUAUAUUACUCUAUCCUCCCUGUCAUACCUUUUCUCAAUUCAUAGAUGCAACAAAAAGUUUUGUACUUUUAUCUAGGUGUUGUUCAUUCAUAUAUUUUAAUAUACUCCUGGUUUACACAAUCCCUAUCCUUCCCAAAAUCCUCAUUGUUACUCUGUAUUCCUACUUUUUUUGCCCUACCUUUAAUUUUUUUUUCAGUAAUUCUACCAUACACUACCAAUUUUACUCAACUUUCUAUAAUUCUUGUCCCUUUUUUUUUUCCUCUUUGUACAAAGAAUAUACUUCUUCUGCCAGUCCCUGGUUCCCCCCUUCAUUCAUACAAUAUUGAACAAAUACUUUAAAAAAUUGUAAUCCCCACCUAUUUUUUAAACAUGUCUUUUUGAUCCCAGCUGCCAAACCCCCCCCCUUUUUUAUUCUACCAACUACCUCAUCCCCAAUAAUGAAAUUUUUGCUUUUAACUGCUAAUUUGUUUCCCGUGUAUGUAUUUACAAAAAAUUCACACUCCUAGUAGAGAGAGAAGGGGAAAGUUAGUGAAAUUUUUUGAUGCUAUUUGAUCAGUGGCAUUUACAAUAAGAACCGGGGUUAUGAUAUUGACUGAUUAUUUGCUCCAACCCUUUUACAGCCCUGCUGCCAAAAAAAAACUUGUAUGAUGCAAGUCUUUUUUUCAGGCUAAAGCCCCCUUUGGGCCUGUUCGUGUAUUGUGUAUUCAAAAGUUUUUUCUAGAUAUUUAGUCCUGUCACCUUUGAUGAGUUUAGCAUUUGCCAUGCCAUAAAGUGUAAGUUUUUUCCCUGAGAAUAUGUUAUGCGGGAUCCUAUAAGCAAAUUGGUGUUCUUAAAUUCUGGUUUUUUGAUUGAAAGUCGCCGUGAUGGCUGUGGCACAGAAGUUGUGUCUGAAUUAAGGAACACCAAUAUGCUGAAAGGCCCCCACAACACCAGCUAUGUAGGUAGUUCACAAAUAAACAUUGACAAAGGGUAGUGCAACAGGUAGAAUGCACUUUAAUUAUAACAACACUUAAACUGACCAAGGUGGUUGUAGCUUAGCUAAACCACGGGCUUACAUCAUAUACAAGUCUUCCAGUAGGGUUGUACAGGAUUUUAAGCAAAAAGUCAGGAGAACCCCGAUGUCAGUUCACAACAUUGUCCAGGGGACCUCUUACCCGAACUCCAAUAAUAUAUGCUUUGAAAAUAAAAUAUCUAUACUACUAAGCCUAUUAUAAACUACCCUUUAUAAAAUUAAUUUUUUCAUGCUGUAUUUUUUAGGAGAGAGGCAGGGGGCCCCUGUUGGUAAAAGCAUGUGUGUCUGGGGAAAUGCACUUGUGGGAAAUACUGUGGGUAGCAAGGAAGGGAAGUUACCAAGACUGGAGUGUGGAGGAAGACUCACAGUUAUAGCAUUAAGGGAAACUUUGCCACAGGUGACUUCUUCAGUCCUAAUACAGAAAUGACUAAGAAAAGAACAUAUUUAGUGGGUGGAGACAGGUGACACACAGCAUAGUGGAUGUCACCUGCUGGCAGGCUUCUGUGGGAUGGUGUUUGAGAUUCCUAUAAGCAUUUUCAUGCAUGACUAGUCAUCAAUGGAAAUGCUUAGAAUCCUUCCUUAGAGCAAUUGCAAACACCAUCCCAAAGAAGUCUGGCAGGUUCAGCAUCCCCAAGUAUUUGGGAGUUAAAAUGUUGACCAGACCGACACAGUCAUCGGGUAAUUGCAGUGGGAACUUUCAUAUCACCUGUCUCCAUUCACUGUGUGUUUUCCCUUCUUAGCUGUCUUUCAGGACUGAAGAAGCCACUCAAGACAGUAGAAAUGAAGAGGUAAUUUGAGAUGGUCAGUUCCUUAGUUUGAAGCAAAUGCUAAGCAACUGGAGAUAAUGUCACAGACAAGUGUGGCUCACUGGUAGAAGUAGGUCAUGCAUGACCUACAUCCACUAGGGACCCACACCUCACUUCUGCUUUAGGCUAAAUGACUGACCACCCUCAAAACUGCCUCUCCACUUGUCUCCAGUGCUAUAUUCAUCUUAUCACAGAAAGCCUGUGCAGCAAAACAUUACUAUGAAGAUAACUAAAUGUUGCACAUGCAUCUUAGUCAUCAAAUGUUAUAACUGUACAUGUGUCUUCCACAUAUUAUUGGUAUUACCAUACCUUGUACAACUAAGACUGGAGUGUUAUUCAAACCUCUAGAAUUAUUCUCUUAGCCCAAACUCAUUCUUCUAUCCUAAACAGGGUAGAUAAUUAGGCCAAAUUUGAGCCUUUCCAGAGCCUAAUAAAUACAUAGGACAUUAACAUUUUCAGUGGAGGAACUCAUAAUCCUCAAGUAACCAUACAGCCCUAAGUCUCUCACAAGCGGAAUGAGGAGCCAAGAUGUAAAACAGUGUAGCUCAAGACCUAGCAGUUUGUUUCCCAAUCAUUUAGAUUUCACUUGUAAGUAGGAAUAAUGACCGAACUUGCUUUUGUUAAUUCAUAAAAAACUAUUAAAGAUAUGGCAAAAGUCACAAGAGUAAAAAGGUCUUAGAAUAGACCACUCUAUAACAUGCUAGAAGCACAUUCAAAUCCCUUUAAUAUUUUGAUGAACAAAUGCUAAAAAGCUAAAUGUUUUCAUAAAGACAAAGAAACAAGUUGCAGAACAAUUAGGACAUUAUUUUGGAAUACACAUGCCAAGAGCAUCUUCAUAAAGUUAGAUUGACGUGCCACCCAUGAAUCGAUGUUAACAAAAAUGUACAAUAUACGUACACUAAACUCUUCAAGAGAGGUUGAUGCAGGUGAGGGGCUUUUUUUCAUCCAAGGAAUGAAACUUGAAUGCCUUCCUUUUCCUCAGUGGCUGUAUGACUCGUAUGGGUUUUACUCUCCAUGAAUGUAAUAAUUACAUUCAUG